GAAGAAGAGAUUUGGACGUUUUGGAGGCAACAAAACAAAACUUAACACACUUGUCAUUGAACAAUAAUGAGCUCUACUACGACGGUUAUUUUUCUAUUUUAACUGAAACAAAUUGGGACUUUUAGGCAGUUUUUUGUCUGUGUGUCUUCAUGGAGACCAAAGCGCCUGUUCUGCUGAACGCGGUUCCUCCUUACGGACAUGUUAUUUCAAGCGACAAAUGGAGAAACUCUUCCCUCUUAGAAAGCUUAAAGGGUGCAGGUGUGAAACUAAUCUUUGAGAAUGAGCUCGGUGCUGCAGAUUUCCACUUGCCAAAUAAAAGCAGCAUCCUAUACGUGUCUGAGUGCGACAUCAUAGCAAGAAACAGCUACAAGAGGAAACUGGUUCGCUACAGAAAUAGCAACAGCAGCAGUUUCCAGAUGCUUGUUCUGGUGGAGAACACCAGACUCAGUGAGCAGUACUUCCCUGCUGUGCAGAAGUUUGUGGCGUUUGACCUCGGACUCACCCUCCUGCCGAUCAGCGGGCAGACCGAGGCCUCGCAGCUCCUCGCUCAGAUGGUUCACGGGGAGGGCAGGGACAACCCCUUCAGGAGGAGCAGUUCGUCCCGGCUGUUGGACCCGCUCAUCCUCGCUCUGGUGCAGCAGGUCCCCGGGGUCGGCAGGGUCAAAGCUCUGGCCCUGCUGCAGCACUUCUCCAGCAUCGGGCAGCUCUGCAACGCCUCCCCCGCCGAGCUAGAGCCCAUCGUGGGUCACGCUGCAGCUCAGCAGAUCCACAGCUUCUUCCAUGAAUCCUCCUCCUCGGCUGCAAGCUGACGGCUGCACUCCGGGUCUUUGACCAGGAAGGUUUGAGCUGAAGGACGAUGCAGAGACACUCCGGCUCACACGGACACUCAGUCUUUGUCUGAAAAGUGUGUUUGCAGUGUUUCAAACUUUCAGAGACAAUAAAAUGAACUCCUACGGGAGGGGCAGCCAUGAUUAAAGAGUGAGGGACUUAACUUGAGGUGACAGAGAAACAAUGCUAAUGUGGCCCAAAAGGGAGCUCAGUAACUAAUGUAGGUCCGCUGAUUAGACUGCUUAUUUUCUUUUGCAUCAACAUUAAAAUUAAAGUGAAAA
Labrus mixtus (cuckoo wrasse) is the source of this 1109-nucleotide messenger RNA. RefSeq names its product FA core complex associated protein 24 (gene faap24). The transcript is spliced from 4 exons. Gene Ontology annotation, molecular function: chromatin binding. Gene Ontology annotation, cellular component: Fanconi anaemia nuclear complex. NCBI's taxonomy places the organism in Eukaryota, Metazoa, Chordata, Actinopteri, Labriformes, Labridae. Gene Ontology annotation, biological process: interstrand cross-link repair. The record is from RefSeq and is a predicted model, not a curated record. Bases 150 to 809 code for a protein of 219 amino acids.